AUGGCGGGCACGCCUUUUGAAAUUCCUGGUCUCGGCCAGGCCAAACCGAAUGAGCAACUGCCAAAAGAGAACUUCACCCCCGACCUCCUCGUCGCAGCCGCAAGUAUAUUGGGGGAGCACGGGCUCAUCGGGUGUGGUACUAACGGGAACGCGCAGUGGGAGAGGAAGCAAAAAGAAGAACAAGAGAAGCAACAAAAAGAGGAGGCAGCAAACACAACAACAAUGACGGACCAGGCAGAUAAGGACAUCACGAUGCAAGGCCAAGACUCCAAGAGCGCGGAACAAAACCAAGAUAUUAAGAUGCAAGAUCAAGGUGCGAGAAGCGAGGAGGCCCAAAGUGCCGACACCGGCAUGAAGGACAGCGACGGCACGGCGAGUCACGACCUGACGCGUGCCUUGGAAGCCGCCCUUGAGUCGCACAUUGAGGAGCCUGCUGGACCGACUGAGCAGCAGGGUGGAGGCAGCGCCGCCGAACAGCAACAGGGUGCGACCGAUGCGCAGCAAGAAGGGGAACACCCAGAGUGGGAGGUUGACUCGUCGCCUUACGUGUCGUCCUCAGAAUCUUCUAGCUCUGACAGUUCAGAUGAGGAUUCGGAAGAUGAAGGCGGUCAUCCUCUUCUCAGCAUCGAGGAAACUGCCCGCCUGCUGAUGGCUGCUGACGGAGACGGCGAAGGAGAUGGCGAUGGUGCCGGAAAAUCCAGGGGCGCCGGUUCGGUACUCCGUACGAAGAACGAGAUGCCCGAAGAGGUCCUUCCCAAGCCCGAGGUCACCAUUACCCCAGAAAUGAAGAUCGAGCCUCUGGGAACUAUCGAGACCAUUCUCGAGAACAUUGUUGUCAUCAAGUCGCAAACUCCAGGCGAGGUCCAGGUCAUCGAAGUUGGCUCGGUGGUCUGCAAAGAGGACAGAACAGUUAUCGGCGCGCUGUCCGAUGUCUGGGGCAACGUGAAGGACCCUAGGUACACGCUGAUGUUCGCCGAGGAGGACGAAAUUAAAGAACUCGGGCUGGCGGUCGGGAUGCCCGUCUAUUACUCCGUCGAGCACGCCCAAUAUGUCUUUACCCAGCCUUUGAAAGAAGUCAAGGGCACUGACGCCAGCAAUCUGCACGAUGAGGAAGUGGCAGCCGACGAGAUGGAGUUCUCUGACGACGAAAAGGAGGCAGAGUACAAGAGACAGCAGAAGAUGAAGAAGCGCGGCGGAAAAGGUGGCCGCGGAGGACGUGAGCAGAGCAUUGCGACCAGUCACACAAUGUCCCCCAGGCAAGGUCCUGGUGCCAGCCUCAACUACGACGAUGAUGAGGAUGGACCCUAUAGACCCUUGGCCCGACCUCCUGGCUAUGGUCAGGGCGGCCCGUCAUCACUUCCCAAUUUGCCCCCUAGGCCCGAGACCGGGUUCAGUCCGCCUCGUGGCGGACGGGGUCACGGUCACCGCGGAUCCCAUCGCGGCGGGCGUGGUGAUUUCCGGGGACGCAACAACCGUGGCGGUCACCGUGGCGGCGACCGGAGACGCGGCUCGCGGGGAGGUGGAAGCGGAAGUUAUCCGCAGUUUGGCCUCGAUGGCGCGGCUUCGCCGCAAGCACCUUUCUCUAGCCUCCCACCGCCUGCUCCCCAGAAUCCGCACCUGCCCCCUCCCCCCUUUGGUGCGAAGCCUCCGGUGCCCGCCGGCCAUUGGCCUACCCCUACCGCCCCCUUUGCACCCCCUCAAGUGCCAUACCCGCACCCGCCGUCAGGUCGGCCGCAGAUGCCCCCUACCCAUCAUCAGCCCCCGGCGGGUGAUUUCACCUUCAACUACCAGGCCUGGAACCAGACCCAAGGCCAACAGUAUCAAUACCCUCCUGCGGCUCCUCACCAUCCGCCGCCUGCUCCCCAUCAGCCGGCCCACCCGACUGGCUAUGCGCAGCCGCCUGUGCCUCCGCAAGUCCCUGCUUGGCCGAUGGCCAGCGCCGCUCCGCAGGUGUCUCCAGCCACAGGCGCAUACAACCCAGCUUUCUACGGCGGCUACCAGCAACCGCAGCAACCGCAGCCGGGACAGGAGUACUGGACCCAGCAGCAGCAUGGCAGUUAUGGUCGGGGGCCAACCCAGUAA
This is a messenger RNA of Chaetomium strumarium, 2082 nucleotides long. RefSeq names its product Gar1/Naf1 RNA binding region-domain-containing protein. Gene Ontology annotation, cellular component: sno(s)RNA-containing ribonucleoprotein complex. Gene Ontology annotation, molecular function: RNA binding. NCBI's taxonomy places the organism in Eukaryota, Fungi, Ascomycota, Sordariomycetes, Sordariales, Chaetomiaceae. The transcript is spliced from 2 exons. Gene Ontology annotation, biological process: pseudouridine synthesis; ribosome biogenesis; box H/ACA snoRNP assembly. The record is from RefSeq and is a predicted model, not a curated record. The coding region runs from base 1 to 2082 and encodes 693 amino acids.